AUGGGAAUUCCGUAUGGCAUGUUGACUGGAGCGGUUCUCUUAUGCUAUAUGGCGUGGAGAAUCUCUUCUAGCUCUGGCCCACGUCUUCCCAAAGGUCUCCCUAUCAUUGGCGCACGCAAAGGCGACUGGUUUCCCUUUUUCCAAGCGACACUGCGAAACUCGCUCGACGUGAAAAAGGCAGCACUGGAAGGAUACCAGCAAUACCCUGAUCAGGCGGCAAUCUUGCCUGUUGCCGGUCCUGGAGGAGCCAGCUUCAUCGUCUUGCCUGCCUCUGAGACGCAAUUUGUCAGCGAGCAGCCAGAGUCGGUGCUCAAUCUUCGCGCGGUUAUCAAGGAAGGACUUCUCUACAGAUACACCGUAGCGGAUAACUUCAUUAUUUUAAAUGCGGCGCACCAACAUCUCAUCACAACCACAUUAACGAAUCAAAUUGGCAAUCUGCUGUCCGCGUUGAACGAGGAAACGGCUUUCUGCUUCGAGGAGAUCUGGGGUAGCGACACUGAGACAUUUCGUGACGUAGGCGUGUGGGACACUCUCGGUCGCGUUGUGGGUGAAGUCACAAACCGUGCCUUUGUCGGUCUUCCCUAUUGCCGUGAUCCAGCACUGCUCAACGCCGGCCUUGGUUUUGCUAGGUGUCUGCCUUUAAGCGCCAGGUUUUUAAGCUUCGUAUGGGAGCCCUUGCGACCAUUGGCUUCGCCGCUCUUCACCUUACCGAAUCAUUUUUUCGAGCGACGAUUCACCAACAUUUUACUACCAGAGAUUGAGGGUCGUCUGCGAGAUCGUAUCGAUAAUAUGAAAGAAGACAAGGACAAGUUUGCUGCGGCCAAGAACGACUUCCUGCAAUGGAGUAUCGAGCAAGCUAUUGCCAGCGGCGAUCCACGUAUGUGGAAGCCCAGAACACUAGCAGGCCGAAUUCUUCUGUUGAACCUGGUAUCCAUUCAUACUUCAUCCCUGACGAUCACAAAUCUCGUCCUGGACCUUAUCUCGUCCAAAGCUGAGGUUCUUGAUGAACUUCGCACUGAGAUCACAAGCGUCUUAGCUGAGACGCAGGGUGUCUGGACCAAGAACUCGAUGUACAAGAUGGAGAAACUCGAUUCUGUAUUCCGCGAGAGUGCACGUCUCAACACUCUGACUGCAGUGGCUCUGCGGAGAGUUGUUGUAGCAAAAGACGGCCUAACGACUCCUUUGGGAGUUCACAUUCCCCACGGUAACUUCGUUGCAGUACCCAGCCUCGCUGUAUUAACAGAUGCCAAUAAAUACCCGUCGCCGGAAUUCUUCCACCCGUUCCGGUUCGUCGAUUUACGGCGAGAUGUCAACAGCGGCGAGAGGCUUCCCGAUCACGUGGAGCGGUCACGCAUGUCAUUUGCCGCUACCAGCAACGACUAUCUAGCAUUUGGCAAUGGACGACAAGCUUGUCCUGGUCGUUUCUUUGCUGCAGCGGAACUGAAACUUAUGUUGGCUUACAUUUUACUGCACUAUGACUUCGAGAUGCUGCCGAACAGGCCAUCCGAUAGUUGGGUCGGGAUUUUGCGCAUUCCAUCUCCCAGCGCAAAAAUACGAGUGAAGAAGAGGAAGCCAUCAGAAAUCCCAGAGUUUCGGUUUCCAACGCACGAUGAGGCCUGGACAUAG
Messenger RNA from Rhinocladiella mackenziei CBS 650.93, 1626 nucleotides. RefSeq lists its product as uncharacterized. Gene Ontology annotation, molecular function: oxidoreductase activity, acting on paired donors, with incorporation or reduction of molecular oxygen; monooxygenase activity; heme binding. The transcript has a single exon. Bases 1 to 1626 code for a protein of 541 amino acids. The record is from RefSeq and is a predicted model, not a curated record. NCBI's taxonomy places the organism in Eukaryota, Fungi, Ascomycota, Eurotiomycetes, Chaetothyriales, Herpotrichiellaceae.